AAGCCGCUGGAUUUUUUUAUUGCGCUUGAGCCUGCAAAGCGGAUGUGACGUUUUGUAUGACCGGUCGAUUGUCAGUCGAUUGCACCACUAAAUGUAAAGUAUCAAAGAUGUAAAGGCCUCGUGCAGUAAAAUAUCGUCCCUCAAAACAACAUGGCGGACGAACUAGCAGGAGAAGUCUCAUCUUUGAUGGACGAAAAACAACCUGUAAAUCCCGGCGAUUCUAAAAAGAGCAACAAAAUUUGCUUCUUCUACGCCAGAAAUAAGCGUUGUAAGUUUGGAGACGAGUGCAGGUUUGUGCAUUCAGAAAAAAAAAGAAAAAUUUUAAAGACGACCUCAGGGGAAAGUCCUGAAAGCGUUGUGGAAAGUUCAGGUUUAUCGAUGAAUGAAAAAGUAGAAAUUCCGACGUCAGUUUCGUCAGAAAUAAUGAUAUCUGCACAAGAAAAUUCAGAAGAUACAAACGAAGGAAUUGUCAAAGAACCGUCUAGCUCUGAAGACUUGGAUUCAAACCAGACAAAGUCACAUGAUGAUCACCAAAUAGCAGCCACAGAAAGGACCACAGAAAGACAUGACUCAAAAGAUAGCAAAGAACCAAAAAGAACUUCCAAACAGCGUUGCCGAUUCUUUUCCACGAAAGCAGGAUGUGCCAGAGGAGAUGCGUGUAAAUUUUCUCAUGCAAAACCUAAAAAUCACAGAAAACAGCACAAGGCUCCCAAAGAGCAAAACRUGCAAAACCAAAAAGCUAAGGAAGGGGAUGGUAAAAAAGAAACUACUAAAGAUACAGUAACGAAGCUAAAAGCAAAUGAAAAGCAAGGUAACAGAACCAUAACGAGGGUUGUACCAACAUCUACAAGGCUUUCAAUGCUAGAUGACAAUGAAGUAAAGAAUUUAAGGACCAGAGAGCUGAAUCAACUGGAGCGAGGGUUUGGGAAGCUUGGACUGAAGACUGUGAAUGAGAACAACCAAACUACAUACUAUAUUAACUUUACUCCUUCAGAUCCUGAUUGGCCUUUUGACAUUGAAGUCAUUCUUUUAGCUGUAAUCUUUCCGGAGAAAUAUCCAAAAGUGAUGUUUAAGGCAUUCUUGUCAGAGGAACAGGAUCUUCCCUUGGAGUUGAUAAGAUUUACAAACAAAGGAAUAUCAAGGUGGUUGGAACAGCAACAAGCUGCCAGAAGCACCAAAGACACUGUGGAUCUUCCAUUCAGACCCUUCCUAAGAUGGUUAGACAGAAAUAUUGAAGAACUUUUUAUUGAAGCUGCCAGAGAAAUGAAGAAAAAGGAAGCAGUAAUGGAUGCAAAUGAAGAAGAAAGCUUAGAUAUGAAUGAGUCUUAUCAUGAGGAGGACAGUUCCGAGAGAAAGGAAAUGCUUAAACAUGAAAAAGGAAAAGUUGAAAGUGAUAGUGAAAACAUGGACCCAAAUAAAGCUAAAGAACAUCAUAGAAGCAGAACAGAAAAGAAAACUCAGCAGAAACAAAAAAGGAAAGACAAUUCUUAUUCUUACACAAGUUCUGAACGGAAAGAACUUCUCCUGUCUGACUUUUUAACUUUCAAAAAACCCAACAAAAAUAAGGGUAGUAAGGAAGCUGUGUCCAGUAAAGGUUCCCAUGGUGAUAGAACACAAACUGAAGAUUCUCCAAAAGAUCACAUUGUGUUUGUUGAUCAAGACUUGUCACUGAAAAAAGCAGAGAAUCAAGCGCCAGAAAAUGCACAAAAUGACCUUAAGGUUGAUGGUGAAGAUACAAACUUUGAGAGUUACGAGGGAUACCAAAUCCAUGAUAUGCCAAAAGGAGAACCACUAAGUCAAGGUGUUGGUAAUGACCAACACAGGGGAACAGAAAUAAGAUUUAAGGAACUUGAACUAUCUGAGAACACAUCAACUCUGACCACCAACUUUGUGACAUUGAUGAUGGAGUGCUUAAAGUGUAAAACAAAAACAGACAUCAAAGUGGAAAAGGCAAGACAAGAAUGAUGUUCUGCUGGAGAAGCCCAAGAAGAAGCCCAAAACACCGGGCCUAAAAGAAGGAUUUCCUCUCCCAGACAAUGGUACUUGCAAACACUACAAGAAGAGUCACCGUUGGCUGAGAUUUCCAUGUUGUGGAAAGUGUUACCCAUGUGACAUUUGUCAUGAAGAACACGAAGACCACGAGAUGAAAUUUGCUAACAGAAUGGUCUGUGGAUUCUGCUCCAAAGAACAGCCGUAUUCACAAAACCCGUGCGUUGCAUGCAAUUCUUCUACGACAAAAGCAAAGACAUCGCACUGGGAAGGAGGCAGAGGAUGUCGUAACAAGACACUCAUGAGCAAGGGAGAUGACAAAAAGUUUAAGAAUACAAUGAAGACCACUUCACGAAAAGCACAAGCCAAAGAAACCCCGAAGGCUAAACCAAAAUAAUCUUGUAAAUCAAAAAAUGAAAGUAUAGAGGUAAACUACAACGUAAAACUUGAAGGUUGAUGAAAAAUUUUUCGAUAACAUUUGGUUGUCAUUUUUCAUGACAUUAUGUGACGGAUAUCAUUAAUGAAAACCGCCACGACUUAGAUGAUCACUUUGCUUGACGAUUCUUCCACUCAGGCAACUCCAGACACAUUUCAUCUGAUGUCUUGGUUAACGUCAAUCUAACUUACUAAAGAAUUCAUUGGAAUAUUACCAAGGUCUAUUAAUGCAACGUCUGAAGCUGUCGAUUAAGUUGGCAGAAACGCGCGGCAACUCUAAUAUAUUUUUGUAAAAGAAACGUGAAUGAAAAUAAAUGAUAUUAUAUUUUG
Molecule: messenger RNA, 2754 nt
Organism: Actinia tenebrosa (Australian red waratah sea anemone)
Lineage: Eukaryota; Metazoa; Cnidaria; Anthozoa; Actiniaria; Actiniidae
Molecular function (GO): zinc ion binding
Source: RefSeq, a predicted model, not a curated record